Nymphalis io (European peacock) is the source of this 2314-nucleotide messenger RNA. RefSeq names its product DCN1-like protein 3 (gene SCCRO3). Gene Ontology annotation, biological process: positive regulation of ubiquitin-protein transferase activity; protein neddylation. The record is from RefSeq and is a predicted model, not a curated record. Gene Ontology annotation, cellular component: ubiquitin ligase complex. The transcript has 4 exons. NCBI's taxonomy places the organism in Eukaryota, Metazoa, Arthropoda, Insecta, Lepidoptera, Nymphalidae. Bases 286 to 1269 code for a protein of 327 amino acids. Gene Ontology annotation, molecular function: ubiquitin-like protein binding; cullin family protein binding; ubiquitin conjugating enzyme binding.
CACUAACUUCGUCUUUCAUAGUCUGUUUUGGUUUUUUAUUCUAUUCUUGUAGAUACUUACUAUGUCUAAAAAGGAUUUUCUGAUGCGGAAAUUUAUGAUUUACACCUGACCCCUUGUUUCUUCAUGAAAGGAGAGGAUGGUUCUCAAGAUAAAGUUACAAUUUAAUAGAACGCCGAUUUUUGGUCAUUAUGUUGCAUAGAACAACAUUUGAAAUAUUGAGUAAGGCUGCUGGUGUAUUAGACCAACAAUUUAUGUUUUGGAAAACUUUGUAUUAUAUCUUAUCAAAUGGGCCAUUGUCUUAGUUGUUUUAAUAAUCAAGCAAAUGCUGAUGUGGACACAUCACAAAGACCAAAAGAUGAGAUGACAGAAAUUGUCACUAGUAAUCAAGUUCCCACUGUCAUGAUAUCAGAUUAUCCUCAAGAGGAACCGUUACUGCAUAACAAUGAUAACAGUAUAAACUGUUACAGAAAUAGCAGCCACAUAACAAAUGCGAAUGCAUUAAAUUCCUUAGACGAGUAUUGCUGUAAUGAUACAGUUCAUAAAAUGCAUGUAAAUAAUGAUAAAACCCCUAAAUCUUUUUACCAGAAAUUGCCCUCUAUACCUCGUAGCAUGUCUUCUAUUGGUUCAGGUGAAUCUCGGAUAUCUGAAUCAAAAAUUAAUCAAUUAUUUGACCAAUACAAAGAUUCUUUAGAAGAUGCUAUACUUGCAGAGGGCAUUGAAAAUUUGUGCAAUGAUCUGCAAUUAAAUCCAGAUGAUUUUAAAGUGUUAGUACUUGCAUGGAAAUUAAAUGCUAGUCAAAUGUGCAGAUUUACCAAAAUGGAAUUUGUUCAAGGGUUAAAAAGUAUGAAAUCAGAUUCAAUAAAGGGCAUACAGCAAAAACUAAAUGACAUAAUAAAUGAAUUAAAAAGAGAUUCAGAACAGUUCAAAGAUUUGUACAGAUUUACUUUUAAGUUUGGUUUAGAUGUUACAUCUGGCCAAAGGAUACUGCCAGCAGACAUAGCUGUGCUAUUAUGGCGCCUAGUCUUCACAAUUGACGAACCUCCUAUAUUAGAUAGAUGGCUUAGUUAUCUAGAAAAAAAUACUCACAUCAGAGGGAUUCCCAAGGACACUUGGUAUAUGUUUCUCAACUUUUGUGAGUAUGUUGGUGAUGAUCUAAGCAGUUAUGAUGACACGGAAGCAUGGCCAAGUUUGUUUGAUGACUUUGUGGAAUUUGAAAAUGAUCAAGUGAAUCAAAAUGUAACUAAGAAUAUCACCAAAAUUCAGGAUUAACCUCCUAUGUUUGCCAAAUUAUAGCUACUAUAGGUACUUAAAUAUUGAGACUGAUAAUCUGAUAAUGAUUGCAUAGUGAUGGUCAUGUCCUACCUAGGAAUUAAACGUUAAAUAAUUGAUGGAGAAGCGACACAUAUAUUGCUGAUGAGUGGAAUGUAAAUAUUAGUACUAUAUAUUAUAAGUAUUUUGAGACUAAAAAACCCAUUAACCCUUUAACCGCCCGACUUCAUAUCUGUUGGCGUGCCCCCAGCGUCCGGCACAGUGAAUCGAAACACACAAUACAAUUUUCUAAAAAUAAUGUUAGUAAUUCUUCUAACUUUGGACAUUAUUUUUAAGACUUCUAAUUAAGAGGCUAAAGUGUAUUAAACUGUAAACGAUUACUUAGUUAACUAUUUACCUAAUGUAGACAUAUUUUUGAUAGAAUACAGCGUAAUUAAAUAAAAAAGCUGAUAAAACGAUCAGUGUUAUUUUGGUCGUAAAUAUACGACUCAAGCGAAAUGGGCCCGAAAAUAUUUGUCGGAUUAAUUCGACCUAGGCGGUUAAAGGGUUAAAUUUUAAUCUUAUAAAUAAUUGACAUUCCAGAAAUGGAAUUAGCCAAAAUUUGUAAAUAUUUCAUUCUGUAGCCUCAAUUGCUUAGAUUAAAACCAGAAUAGUUAAAUAUAAGGAAUAAUAAUAUUAUUCCUCUUUAAUACUAAACAGCCUAAUUGAAUACCACUUAAUAAGCUUCACACAGCAAAAUAAUAAAGAAAUCUUUAUUUUUUCUAAUCAUUCUAGUUAAAUUAAUUGUUGUAUAUAUUACAUUAAACAAAUUUUCCAUUAUAUUUUCCUGCAAUAUAAGUAAUAUUUUUAUUAAUUAAUGGCAUUGCUGAUAAAAAAUCAUCAAAUAUCUGUCUAAUGUCGUAAUGGAUGUGGAUGCAAGACUGCUAUUGUAAAUAUUGGUGACCAAUGAUGAGUUCAACAAAAGGAAGAAUGCAAUUGACUCAUAUACAAUCUAUGUAUUAACUAUGCUAAUGCAAUAAAUACAAAACAUUUUUCUUACUAAAAU